GCAGCAGUGGGCUAGCAGGUGGGCGAUGGGCGGACUAACCAUGUAUGUGCCCACAGGAGGGGCCGGUGGGAUGGGCGGUCGGCGAGAGAGCCGCCCACUUCGGGCACGAACCCUACCAGAAGGAGGCCCGCAGGAGUGUGUGUGUACGGGGCGGGCAGUGCCGGGACUGGGGGGUGCUGAGCCGGCUGCAGCCCCUGCGUGUUGGGUUCUCUCCUCUGAUGCCCCUCUACCCACUGGAGGUGCUGGCUGACAGGAGGUGCUCCACCCCCCAGAACAAGUCACGACAGACGAGUGUACACCUGGGCUCGCUGUGUACCGGAGACGUCAAACGCAGGCGCAAGACGGCAGCCCUGCCCACCGCCACCGCCUCAGCUGCAUCGUGCCACCAUAGAGAGGAAGAGGGCCGGAGUCCUGAGCAAGCGAGCAGCAAGAGCUCAGCCUGCAUGGAGUGGGCGGAGGGUGAGAGCAGGGCGGGCGAGGGCACUCAGGGCACCGAGCUUGCUGAGCCGGUGAACACUCUGGUGCCUGUGCCCCCGGUGGUGGCUGCCCAGCUGUGAGGAGGCAGGACGGAGGGUGUGAACGUGGUACUGACCGUGGGGCGGCCAGUUUCUCCCUGCCCCCACCCUGGCAGAAGUCCAACAAGGGCAGAACUCUGGCUACUUCAUCUGCUGACCAUCCUCCUGUGGUGUCGUGCAGACCAGGACUGGCGGGAAUAGGAUUGGCAGAAGUCUCGUUGGAAACCUUCCUGACGAAUGCUCAGAUUCCUGCCCGAUUGAUUCACCCCACCCUGGCAAGGCUCAGGGACGGCAGCAUGGAUGGACUGACUGAAAGACACAGCCCGACCUGAAACGUCACCCAUCGAGUCUGAAGAAGGGUCCUGACCCAAAACAUCACCCAUCCUUUACUGCAGAGAUGCUGCCUGACCCACUGAGUGACUCCAGUCUAUCGUUGGAAACAG
Messenger RNA from Amblyraja radiata (thorny skate), 958 nucleotides. RefSeq names its product G patch domain-containing protein 2-like. The record is from RefSeq and is a predicted model, not a curated record. The coding region runs from base 45 to 557 and encodes 170 amino acids. The transcript has 5 exons. NCBI's taxonomy places the organism in Eukaryota, Metazoa, Chordata, Chondrichthyes, Rajiformes, Rajidae.